GCAGCAAGCACUCAAGCUCAACAAUCUGUUGAUCUUAAUAAAAUCAUCAGCUUCAUUUUCAAACGAGCACUUUCACCAAAUCGCUCCGAAGGUCUCGGUGGAUCGCCAUGGGAUCCUUUGAAUGUUGACCAAUUUUCGCUUUUCAUUCCUGACGUCCAAAUUGCACAAAAUGUUGAUGGAAAAUUCACAAAUGUUGAAGGCACCGGUCUGAGUAACUACGUCGUAAGUGAUGUCAAUGCCGACAUCUUCCGAGGAAGAGUGAGUUUCAGUGUUAAAUAUCCCGAAUUGACAAUCAGAGGUCAGCAACAAAUGAGUGGAUUGUACAGUGGAGCUCCAUUCACCACUUCCGGAGACUUCAAUAUUGUCGUGAGAGAUGUGGAAAUUCGGCCAUCAUUCCAAGUUGUUUUCUCCCCAAGACCACGAUUAAUUAUCAACAAUGAAGCAAUUUCAGUGGGAUCAGUUUCUGCAUCUUUCACCGGACUUGGACCUGCUUCAAUGGAACAACAAAUCAACGCUGUAAUCUCGGCUGGAGCUCCGCAAUUCAUUGCCGAAAAUCAAAGCUUCGUGAAUGCGCAAAUUAUUAGAUUCUUCUCUGAUUUUGUUAACAACCUCGUCUAGGAAGUCGCGAAAGCGAUCAACAGUGAAUACUGCAGAUAAACAGUAGCCCGUUGUAGCUGCCAAUCAUUUUGCUAUGUAAUUGAAAUUUAUUUGAAUAAAACUUUGGUGGUUUUUAUUUAGCAAAACUUAACUGUUUUCAUUUAAUUUAAUUUCUCUAUGCCAA
Clunio marinus is the source of this 781-nucleotide messenger RNA. The record is from the annotation of a GenBank genome assembly. Lineage: Eukaryota; Metazoa; Arthropoda; Insecta; Diptera; Chironomidae.